Molecule: messenger RNA, 2759 nt
Organism: Hippopotamus amphibius kiboko
Lineage: Eukaryota; Metazoa; Chordata; Mammalia; Artiodactyla; Hippopotamidae
Gene: SMAP1
Product: small ArfGAP 1
Exons: 14
Coding region: 596-1942 (448 amino acids)
Biological process (GO): regulation of clathrin-dependent endocytosis
Molecular function (GO): metal ion binding; GTPase activator activity
Source: RefSeq, a predicted model, not a curated record
GAAGCCUCGGCCCCGAGACCGCCUCCUCGGCGGCUCGGCUGUGCGUGCGGGGCCGGCCCGGCGAGGAGGCGGGACACGUCGGCGCCGCUGCCGCUUCUCCUCCUGUUCCAGCCGCGGCCGCUGCUUCCCGGUCAAGUCCCCGCGGCCCCGCGGCGCCCGGCGCGUCCAGCUGCGCGGCCCCCUCCUGCGUUCGCUUCGCCGCCGUGAUGGCGACGCGCUCGUGCCGGGAGAAGGCACAGAAGCUGAACGAGCAGCACCAGCUCAUCCUGUCCAAGCUGCUGAGGGAGGAGGACAACAAGUACUGCGCCGACUGCGAGGCCAAAGUGAGGAUCAUGUUUACUGAUAACACGUUUUGAACCUGCCUUUCCUCAUGGUUUCACGUGGACAAGGCAGACCAUGUUAAACUGUUGCUGAGGGAAACUUGUCUGGCUGCUCCGUGGAUGAUCUGGUCCUCGAUGGGCUUCCUGGAAUAUUGGUGUGUUUAUUUGCAUCAGAUGUGCUGGCAUCCAUAGGAAUCUUGGGGUUCAUAUAUCCAGGGUCAAGUCAGUCAACCUAGACCAAUGGACAGCAGAACAGAUCCAGUGCAAGACUUCUGAUGAAUAUGUGUCACAGAGGAUGCUCUGUGUGGCUCCAUGAGCCGCGGGGCUCCUCCUGCAGCUGGAAUCCAAAAGAUCUUGAAACCAGUCCUGAAAAGCUUGCUCCUAUGCAAAAAAUCCUGGUGGCUUUUGAGAGGAAGAUAGAGAACUAUUCUGGAAAAUUUCAAGUGGUAGUAGAGUGCAUGCAAGAUAUGGGAAAUACCAAAGCAAGACUACUAUACGAAGCCAAUCUUCCAGAGAACUUUCGAAGACCACAGACAGAUCAAGCAGUGGAAUUUUUCAUCAGAGAUAAAUAUGAGAAGAAGAAAUACUACGAUAAAAAUGCUAUAGCUGUUACAAAUAUUUCCUCCUCUGAUGCUCCUCUUCAGCCUUUGGUGUCCUCUCCUUCUCUACAAGCUGCUGUUGAGAAAAACAAAUUGGAGAAAGAAAAGGAAAAAAAAAAGGAAGAGAAAAAGAGAGAAAAGGAGCCAGAAAAGCCCGCAAAACCUGUUACAACUGAAAAGCUGCAGAAGAAAGAGGAUCAGCAAUUGGAGCCUAAAAAAAGUACCAGCCCUAAAAAAGCUGCAGAGCCCACUGUUGAUCUGUUAGGACUCGAUGGCCCUGCCGAGGUGCCAGUGACCAAUGGGAACGUAGGCACGGGGCCAGCCCUGAACGAUGAUCUGGACAUCUUUGGACCAAUGAUUUCUAAUCCCUUACCUGCAACUGUCAUGCCCCCAGCUCAGGGGACGUCCUCUGUACCAGCAGCUGCCACUCUGUCUACAGUGACAUCUGGGGAUCUGGAUCUAUUCACUGAGCAAGCUACAAAGUUGGAAGAGGUGGCCAAGAAGCAGCUCUCCAAAGACUCCAUCUUAUCUCUGUACGGCACGGGGACCAUCCAGCAGCAGAGUGCUCCUGGUGUGUUUAUGGGACCCACAAAUAUACCAUUUACCUCACAAGCACCGGCUGCAUUUCAAGGUUUCCCGUCCAUGGGCGUGCCUGUGCCUGCAGCUCCCGGCCUCGUGGGAAGCGUGAUGGGGCCGAGUGCCAGCGUGAUGGUGGGCGUGCCCAUGCCCAAUGGCUUCAUGGGAAAUGCACAGACUGGCGUGAUGUCACUUCCACAGAGUGUGGUUGGCCCCCCAGGAGGGAUGGUGGGACACAUGGGUGCAGCCCAGAGUAAGUUUGGCCUGCCUGCAGCUCAGCAGCCCCCGUGGAACCUCUCCCAGGUGAACCAGCAGAUGGCUGGCCUGAGCCUGGGCAGCACAACCCCUGCAACGGGCUUCAGCCAGACCCCCAGCACCACGGCGGGGGCAGCGGGGUGGUCAGGGGGCUCAUCGGGUCAGACGCUCAGCACGCAGCUGUGGAAGUGACCCUGCAGCACGGCCCACCGAGCUGCCACCUGACAUUCCUGCUGAGACGCACCUAGUUCCCCUGUUCAUUCAUGUACAUAUAUUUUUUUCUUUUUUCCCCAUUUGUUCAUAUUAAGAAUUAUCUGAUUGACCGUGUUGGUCUGUACUGAUUAAAUUUGCUGUGGUGACAAGCAGGUUGAGAAACCAUUUCAUGUUGAGGGCAGCUCUGCUCACAUUUCCCAGGAUUUCAUAGACACGUUAUCUGGGAAGCUGCUCGGUCAACGUGCAAAAUCAGUUUCCCUCUUGAUGAAAUUAUAGCUCUACUGUUCGCAUAUAAGGGAAGUAGUUAUCAUGUUAGUAAUACCUUUGGCAGUAUGAACCCCACCCCCAGAGUAGCCAGUAAUCCUUUAGGAAGGUACUGUAUGAUCAAAUGUUUAAUCAUAUAAAUAGAAUGUCAAUGUAUCACUGAGCACUGUUUUCUAGUGUAUCCAGAUUCUUUUAUGUCAUCAUUCACUUCACUGUGCUGUUGUUAUGAUGUGCUUAACAGGGAACGUGGUUAGUGAAAGGAAGAUAAACCUGGAUGUUACUACAAAACUUAGUUUAAAGAAUGUUUGAAGAAGUCAGAUUUUACCUGCCUCCCUUGUAAUUGGGAUCUCUUCCUGUGUAUACAGAGUGCUAACAGGAUACCUUUCUCUGCACUAGAUGCAAACAGGGUAACUAAACAAGCCACUUCAAUCCUUGAAGGUAUAUCCAGGUUUAUGACAGUAAUUGUGUUUACAUUUUAUGGUGCCUAGUACUGACAAAUGUCAUAUCCCUGUAUUAAACAGAUGAAUCCAUA